Molecule: messenger RNA, 855 nt
Organism: Plasmodium yoelii
Lineage: Eukaryota; Apicomplexa; Aconoidasida; Haemosporida; Plasmodiidae
Exons: 3
Coding region: 1-855 (284 amino acids)
Source: RefSeq, a predicted model, not a curated record
AUGUCUUAUAAAGUGUGUGAUAUAAUUAGUGCGAUUGAUAAUUAUGUUGAUGAUCCGAAGAACUCGAAAGGAUAUAAUUCUAUUAGUCAUUUUGAUUAUUAUUGCCCUAAUAGUAAGUGUGAUACUGAUGAAAAAAAAAUUAUUUCUGCUUUUAUAGCAUUGAUACCUUUAUUUAAUGGUAUGGAUGAUGUGGAAAAUUUAGAGAGUGAUAAACUUGCUGAAUAUGCUAUUUUAUGGUUAAGUUAUAAACUAAAUCAAAAAACAGAAAAUGGAACGAUCAAAUUAUACGAUUUUUAUACUAAACAUAUAGAAAAAAAUAGUUAUUAUGAUAAGCAUAUAACUACUGAUAGUGGUAGUAAUAAGAUUAAUAAGGCUGUUAUAGAAAAAAAAAUAAAAUCGAUGAAUAUGAAUAUUAAAGAUAUAUCUAAUUUUUAUGAUCCAUUUAAAUCAUUAUGCAACCUGUAUCGUGAACUUGAUGCAAACAAUAAACAAUGCAUGCCAUGUUUAGAAAAUGUUGGAGAAUUUUUUGAAAAAUGUGAAAAAGUUAAAAAUACUUUGGAUAUUUCUAAAGGAAGUUCUUAUUCACAACUAUGGUAUAGUUUAUCAAAUGAUUAUGAUAAAUUUAAAGAGAAAUAUAAUAAUGUUAAGUGUGGUUAUGUCUCAUCACCUGUAGCUUGUCCACGAAGUUCAGUAACAAAAAAUACACUAAUUAAAAUUGCAAUUAUAUUUGUUGCAGCAUCAAUUUUAUUUGGAGUUUCUUAUAAGUAUUCGUUAUUUGGAUUUCGGAAAAAAGUUAAAAAACGUUUAAGAAGAAAGCUAAAAUCAUUAAGAAGAAAAUGGUUAAUUGAUAUAUGA